Plasmodium gaboni is the source of this 549-nucleotide messenger RNA. RefSeq names its product putative pre-mRNA splicing factor. Gene Ontology annotation, biological process: regulation of mRNA splicing, via spliceosome; mRNA processing. The annotation marks the transcript as partial. NCBI's taxonomy places the organism in Eukaryota, Apicomplexa, Aconoidasida, Haemosporida, Plasmodiidae. The transcript has 3 exons. Gene Ontology annotation, cellular component: spliceosomal complex. Gene Ontology annotation, molecular function: RNA binding. The record is from RefSeq and is a predicted model, not a curated record.
AUGAGGGGAGGAGGUUUUUAUAAAGGCACGAGCACAGAACAAACACCUUAUUUUGGUGAUAAGGAAAAAAAAUUAAUGGAAAAAAUAGUAUGGCCAGAAAUAUAUAAUAAGAAAAUAGAUGUAAAUAAAAUUAAUUUUCCAUUAAUAGAAGAAUGGAUAAAUAAAAGGUUAAUUGAAAUUUUAGGUUUUGAGGAUGACAUAUUAUAUGAGUAUUGUAUAUCACAGUUGAAGCAAAGUAAAGACAAAAAAGCAGAUGGUGAAGAAGAUAAAUAUCUGAAUGCAAAAAAACUAAAAAUAAAUUUAACUGGUUUUAUAGGUAAUAAGAAAAGUGAUAUAUUUAUUGAGGAAUUAUUAGAACUGUUAAUAAAUGAAGAAAAAAAUGAAGGACAUAUUGCUAAUACGAUAAAUGAAAAUAAAACAAAUGAAAUAAAACAAGUGAAAAAUGAAAAUGAAAAUAUAAAAAAAAAUUUGAAUAAUGAAAAUAAAGAUAUCAGUAAUAAGGACAAAGAACAUGUGAGACAUCAUAAGGAACACGAUAUUAAUAAUAUA